CCGUGCGUGCGUGUGGCUGCGUUACGUCGCGUGAGGUAGCUCCGGCCAGGGUCGCCUCGGCGUUUCUCUCCCCGCCCCAUAGUCAUGGCGGCGGAGCAGGAGGCCUUGAAGGGCGGCGGAGGCGGAGGCGGCGGCAACAGCGUCCGCAACCGGGGAGGCGUCCAGCGCGUCGAGGGGAAACUCCGCGCCAGCGUGGAGAAGGGAGACUACUACGAGGCGCACCAGAUGUACCGGACUCUCUUCUUCAGAGCCACCCAUCCCAAGCUGACCUUUGUUUUUUCCCAUGUCACUUUUCUUCUAGAGCAGAACUAUUGUGAAUCUCGCUAUCACUUCCUGCACUCGAUGGACGGGGAAGGUUGCGCAAAUAUGUUGGUAGAAUAUUCCUCCGCCAAGGGAUAUCGCAGCGAAGUGGACAUGUUUGUGGCUCAAGCUGUGUUGCAAUUCCUCUGCUUGAAAAACAAAACCAGCGCCUUAGUGGUUUUCACGACGUACACGGAGAAAAUGAUGCAAAACCUUCACCAUGUCUGCAUCGGCCAUGACCAAGUUGUCCUUGAAGGUGGUUAG
Thamnophis sirtalis is the source of this 564-nucleotide messenger RNA. The record is from RefSeq and is a predicted model, not a curated record. Lineage: Eukaryota; Metazoa; Chordata; Lepidosauria; Squamata; Natricidae.